AUGGAGAAGAUAUUCUCAUGGUCAUCAUGUAGUGGCUGGCUCUGUCUCGCUUGUCCGGUCCAAGACGCAGUGCAGAUCAACUUCUUUACACAUAAGGGUUCACGUUCUGAAAAUGUGGUGGUGCAGAGGAAAAGUGAUGUUUCCACGAUUGCCUGGCAUCCAACGGAAGUGAUUGUCUGCGUCGCUUGGAGUGAUGGGUUGCUGAACAUUCUUUCACCGGAAAGCAGCGAGUAUGCAGCAACUGAAAAUGUGGGCAGCAAAGUGCUGUUUCUGAGUUGGAGUGCUGAUGGAAAGUCUCUGUGUGCUGCAAAAGAGGAUGGAAAGUGUUAUUUAUACGCUUCCAAUGGUAAAAAUUCACUGAUAAAGAGCGCUGAAUGCCAGAUUAAUGACAGGCCCACGGCGAUGUGCGACCGCGUCAGUGUGUUAUUGAAUCGUGGUAACCCGAGAGGACCGCUUCGGGUUCGUCAGAGCAGAAACAAGUACCGGCAGGAUUCUUGA
This is a messenger RNA of Necator americanus (New World hookworm), 498 nucleotides long. RefSeq lists its product as uncharacterized. Gene Ontology annotation, molecular function: protein binding. The transcript has 5 exons. Lineage: Eukaryota; Metazoa; Nematoda; Chromadorea; Rhabditida; Ancylostomatidae. The record is from RefSeq and is a predicted model, not a curated record. The coding region runs from base 1 to 498 and encodes 165 amino acids.